Paramecium sonneborni is the source of this 939-nucleotide messenger RNA. Lineage: Eukaryota; Ciliophora; Oligohymenophorea; Peniculida; Parameciidae. The record is from the annotation of a GenBank genome assembly.
AUGUAAAAUCCAUAUUUUUCAUAAAACAAUUAACUAUCUCUUGAUAGUUUAGGGAAAAAAACUUUUUAAAGUUCUUAAUAAGUCUCUUAUGAAUCAAAGAAUUAAAAAGUACCUUUAUCUUUAUAAUAAUUAUAGAAUGGAGAUCUUUAAUGCAUUUAAACUUAAAGUCAACCUAAAGAUGAUUUAGACAACCAUGAUAUUUAAUAAUGUGAUAUUAUAAUUUAAAAUUUAGAAAAAGGAAUUUCUUAGGGCUACGAUAUAGAAAAUCACUUUUUGGAAAAAUAUGAAUUCUCCUAAAGAAAAAAAUUCUCAAUUAAAAUAUUUUUAUUAUUAACCAUUUAAUAAUUAAUAACAUGCAUUAUGGUGACUGUUCAGUAUUUUUCAUAACCAUUUAAUGACUUAUUGAUAAAUCCUUCAACUUAAAUUCCAACAGCAUUAUUUUGGUGUAUGUUGGCUAUUUUAUUUUUAACUGAAAUUAUUGUCUUUUGCUCUAAAGAUUCAGUAUAAAAAGUAAGAUUUAAUUAUUAAACAAGAUUCCUAUUAAUUAUAUUGUUUUAGGUAUUUUUACGAUAAGUUUUUCAUUUGUUAUUUCAGGAAUAAGUGCUAUUUGCAAAAGUAUUUUUGAAAAUUGUAAAGAAUUGAUUUUUAUUUCUUCCUUUAUGGCAUUAAUUGCCUUUGGUAUAUUAAACUUAUAUUGUUACAUAUCUUAAUAAGAAAUGAAUUGGAAAAGUACAAAUAAAAUUAUAUUUAGUUGCUUUAUUAAGUGUUAGUAUUUCUUAAUUGCUUAUGUUUUUAAUAUUUUCUAUUGUUUUUUAAAAAAAUAUAUCAUGGAUUCUAUUAUGCUCAUUUUUAGUUAGUAUUUAUGGAAUGUUUACAUUCUUGAUUUAAUAAGAAGUAAAUCUUAAACCUAAAUUAGUUUCAUAAAUCUAAUAUUUAUGA